This is a messenger RNA of Pectinophora gossypiella (pink bollworm), 2232 nucleotides long. RefSeq names its product protein sister of odd and bowel (gene sob). The coding region runs from base 158 to 1594 and encodes 478 amino acids. Gene Ontology annotation, molecular function: DNA-binding transcription factor activity, RNA polymerase II-specific; RNA polymerase II transcription regulatory region sequence-specific DNA binding. The transcript has 2 exons. Lineage: Eukaryota; Metazoa; Arthropoda; Insecta; Lepidoptera; Gelechiidae. The record is from RefSeq and is a predicted model, not a curated record. Gene Ontology annotation, cellular component: nucleus. Gene Ontology annotation, biological process: embryo development; regulation of transcription by RNA polymerase II; embryonic pattern specification.
CCGCACAGCCGCCUCGCACGCCGCCGCUUCGCGCGCCUACAACACGCGCACGCGUACACCCCCCGCCACCCGCGCCCCGCGCGCCGCCGACACGUGCGUCUCUACUCUUAACACCUGCAUCCUCAUGGUAUCCACCUCUACUUAAUACAGUUUCAUAAUGCAAGAACAAAGUUCGUCGCGAUCGAGCAAGUCCACUUUAAACUCGUUGGAAAGCGCAAUAAUCAAGCUCAAGAAUAACCUACAAAUACAAGACACGAAGACUUCUACCGAAAUGAACGGGAUCCUGGCAGUCGACCCACCGUCUCCUCAUUCGGAUACAAAAACGAAUUCAAGUAAGACACCUAGUUCAUCUUCAAACACAAAUAUUAACCUGUCGAUAGCAUCGGCAGCGUUAUUGCAAGAAAACAUGUUGCAACGAUCGCUGCAAGGUGUGGUUAUAUCUCUGCAAAAUGCAAUGAUGAAUUCAUUGCAACAAGCUGCAUUGUUGCCUUCGAAUUCCGCGGCAGCUGCGGCAUUAAAUUUACAAGCAUUGGAAUCCUAUUUGACUUUACAACGUCUAACAUCUGUCUCAUCUGUAAACAAUACGUCUCAGCCUAAUACAUCCGAAAAUAGUUCAACAUCCAAACAAGACAUUUUACGAAUAGCGACGGCAAGUGCAAAGAUAAGUGAAGUAGAUGCGUCAGAGAAUGCUUCUAGAGAAUUUUCACCAAAAACACCUGAAGAGUAUCCUUUAUCUGAUGCUAUUGCAGCUGAAGAUGUAGACUUAUCUGAAGAAGUAGAAGAAGACCUAGCGUUACUAGACAAUGAAGAUGAAUUUACCUUGGAACAACAUCUAGAAUCAUCAUCUAAAUACGGAUUCAGUUCAUCCCAGAACUUGGAUAAUGGAUACCCGAGUCUUCUAAUGAAUGCGAUGUAUCAACAACAAAUGAAUGGAAGUCCAUCCCAAGCACCCCUAUCACCGCAACCUUCUAAUUCUUCAAGUAGUAAAUCUACAAAUAGUUCUACAUCUUCCACCGGCAGUAGUAUAUCUAAUAAGCAGAAAACGACUGGGGGUGGGCCGCGGACGAAAAAACAAUUCAUUUGCAAGUUUUGCAAUCGACAAUUCACGAAGUCUUACAACUUACUCAUCCAUGAAAGGACGCAUACAGACGAGAGGCCGUACUCGUGUGACAUCUGCGGGAAAGCUUUCCGACGGCAAGAUCAUCUGAGAGACCACAGAUACAUCCACUCUAAAGAGAAGCCUUUCAAAUGCCUCGAGUGCGGGAAGGGUUUCUGUCAAUCUCGAACGUUGGCCGUCCACAAAAUUUUACACAUGGAAGAGUCCCCUCACAAGUGUCCUGUUUGUAGUCGCAGCUUUAACCAAAGGUCCAACCUAAAGACCCACCUUCUAACCCAUACGGAUAUUAAGCCAUACAAUUGUUCAUCUUGCGGAAAAGUGUUUAGAAGAAACUGCGACUUGCGACGUCACAGCCUCACCCACAACCUCGUCGGCAUCUCCUCAGUCAACACCUCACCUAGUGGAAGCAACGGCAAAAGCCCUCUACUCAACCCCAACUUUCCUAUCGACAACCUCGACACGGAAGAAGAAAACUAGUGACCAUAACUUACGUGAAUAGUUUAAAGACUGAUUAAAAGCCUAUAAAAGAAUUGCCUUGUAGUCUUAAGGUUUACAACGCUCUUAUGUACAGCUAUAAAAUUAGACAGUAAAAUGACCAUCAAAGUUAUGGAACCAGUUGAUGGUGAACACAAAUUAUGGCUGUCAAAUUGCGGUGAUAAUUUAUACAACCGCUUUUUAUUUUUAUGCAAAUGGGCGUCGUUGUGGCUUAUGAACGAUAGGUAUAUAAAACGACUACUAUAUUUGCAAUGCAGUGCUAGAAGUCUUUAGUCUUUGAGUUCGACUUUAGUAUUAUUAUGUUCUCAUUUGUUUGUUUUCUGAAAUCUUGUAUAUUUUCUGAUCUCAUUUUGUGUAUAUAAAUAAUAAAUUAUGUUUAAGCGAAACCUGUGCACUCCGUCCUCCCUAGCUUUAAGAUUAGUUUGUAUAGAUAUUAUGUAAAAUCAUAAUUUGAGUAAGAGGAUGAAUUUAAUACCUAUUUUUUUAAUAUUUACAACUUGUGUCUUCCUCAAAAUUUGGCGUCAUAGUGUGAAAAUAAACUCUUUUAAAGAUAUAUUUUCGAAAGUUAUGUGUAAAUGUUUUAGAGAAUAAUAAAAUAUAAUUAAAUGAAUCAAUACGUA